This is a messenger RNA of Botrytis sinoallii, 2532 nucleotides long. RefSeq lists its product as uncharacterized. Lineage: Eukaryota; Fungi; Ascomycota; Leotiomycetes; Helotiales; Sclerotiniaceae. The record is from RefSeq and is a predicted model, not a curated record. Gene Ontology annotation, biological process: microtubule-based movement. Bases 1 to 2532 code for a protein of 843 amino acids. The transcript has 6 exons. Gene Ontology annotation, molecular function: ATP binding; microtubule motor activity; microtubule binding.
AUGGAAUAUCAAGAAGAAAAUCAGUACUCGCACACAUCACAAUCCAAACCUACAAUGAGUGCCAUUCCUUCUCUCGGAAAGCCUCUUGCAGAAAUCACAGACUCUCAUGGCAACGUUCGAUCACGACUCCCAUCAAAGAUGCCACAACCUACAACCUUGAAGCGUCAAAAUGACAAGUCAAGCAACGAACCGGCACCCAAACGCAAGACUCUUGCUGAAAGAGCAGGGGAGCCUGCUACUACAAUGACUCGAACACCUUCUGUACGCAAGCCAUCUGUUAGAGGAACUUCUAUUGUAGAUAUAAAGAAUAAUUUCUCUCAACCACGAACCACUUCAGCUUCAUCAAUGUCAUCCCGGACACCAUCAGUAUCUUCGCGUCACACAUCAAGCAGCAGCUUCUCUCAAAGUGUUGGACCUGGACGACCAAAGUCUGCUUUUGGCUCACGCCCACCAUCCUACAGUCAAUCUACAACUACAAGGCCCAAUACAUCCCAAUCUAAAGGUCGAACAAAUGCCUCGAGCACCUCUUCGGAUGAUGACGGUAUGCCACCCCCUGGAGGAAGACGGAAGCCCAUGAUCCCAGUACCUGCUUUUACAUCUUCCCAACAAUUGAAUGGAAAUACCGAGUUGGAAGUUAUAAAAGUCCGCGGUCAUCGUUCAACCAACUCAGUGAGAUCUCACUCCCAGGACAGCCUACGAGAUCUUUCCGUUAGUACGGCAUUGAGUAGGCUCCAGAUCAAUGAUGAGCAGACUGAUCCAACCACGGGAUACAACUUGAAUUCAACACCAAGGAAGGACCCCCGUAUUCGACACAGGUUUUCCCAAAGCGUAGGACAUCGGAAUUUGAGAGUAGACAAUGAAGAAGCCGCACUUGUUCUAUAUCAGGCUCCGGUUCAUAGCUCAGUAGCUCCGAAGACGCCUUCUCAUAUUCCUGUCCUUGCUAAGUCGGAAUAUUUCAAUUCUACACCCAUGACUCCUUGCAAAUCUUCCAAAUUUUCCCCCACCAAAAAACCAUAUUUGACAAAAGAUUCUAAUGUUUCCGGAGUAGCCUUUGAUGUACGUAGUCGCCUCGAAUCCAUGGAAGCAAUGUAUGCCAGGCUCGCAUCAACAGUCGACGGCACAGGCAAGGACCACGACGCACUUAGAAAUGCAGUCAGCGAAUACAAAACUAAACUCGAUGAACUUGAAGGCCUCAAAACACAUCUUUCGUCUUCCAACCAGACCUUACAAGCUAACUUAGAUGAUACGACCCAGAGACUAAGUAUGAUUCAGCAGAAACUGAUUGAAGCCACAAAUGCCUUGGAUGACAACAUUCGAGCGCACCGUCUCGAGAUGGAUGACGUAAAUCGAAACCAUCGCAACGAGACAGAUAAAAUGAGACGAGACAACAUAGAUGAGCUUGACCGAGUUCUUCGUACUCACCGAAACGAUAUGCUGGAGCUCGAACGAAGAUCGGCUGUCGAACUUGAAGACCGUAUCAGAAGUCUCGAACGACAAAGUGAUGCGAAAUUGGAGGAAGAGAGAAGCCGAAGAUUACGUGAGGUCCAGGAGCUUGAAAGCAAGUCCACUACAGGUCACCAAGGGUUGAACCUUGCGUUGCAGAUGAAGGAGCAAGAACUUCAAAUUUUGAAGACGGAGCUUGAAGAACUGAAGAUUAAUAUCGAUCGAGAGAGAGAGUUGAAGGAGAAUGCUCUAAACACCAUCAAGGAAGUUCAGCAAACCAUGCAAAAGACAGGCGUUGAAACAUCAGCAACGAUGGGAAACACUCGAAAGCACGCCCAAUCCGAUAGUUUUGUUGAGAUGGAAGGGCGACUCCAGGAAGCUCUUAAUUCCGCAGAGGAAUCCAAACAGAAGUUAAUCAAGGAGGAGACUCUUCGUCGUAUUCUUUUCAACCAAGUUCAAGAGCUGAAAGGAAAUAUUCGGGUCAUGUGCAGAGUUCGACCGACUUUCAAAGAAGGUGCAGAGGGCGAGUGCGCAAAGAUCUUAUUUCCUGACACCGACAAGGAGUCAAAGGAGCUAUCGAUCAUUGGAAAGGAGAAGAGGAGCAACUUUGGAAAAGUCUCGAUUGAAAACUCACACGCGUUCUCCUUCGACAGGGUUUUUGGACCAUCAAGUCAAAAUCAGGAGGUCUUCGAGAAAUUUCCACAAUUAGUCCAAAGCGCUGGAAAGACACAUACCAUGUCAUCUGCUGAUGGUAUGAUUCCUCGUGCCACUCAUCAAAUCUAUGAGUCCGCCGAAGCUCUCAAGGAGAAAGGAUGGACUUAUACGAUGGAAGUUAGCUUUGUUGAAGUCUACAACGAGGAAAUUCAUGAUCUACUGGGAAGCUCUAGAGACCUUGACAAGAAGAAGCACGAGGUCCGACAUGACGAUAAGAAGAAGCAAACCACUGUUACUGGAUUGGAGACUGUGCUUUUGGAUUCACCAAACGCGGUAGAAGCAAUUCUUAAGAAGGCGGACAAGAAUCGUAGCGUUGCUGCCACCAAAUCCAACGAACGAUCAUCAAGAUCACACUCUGUUCCCCCUUCAUCUUGA